AUGGCCUCUCCCGUCGACGCCCUCGACGUUGACUUCGACAACGACCGCGACACGGAUGUGUCCGUAUCCCACUCCCACUUCGCCACAACCGCAUCGUCUCAUGGCGACGACGACAUGAAAGGCAGCGAUGGUUGGCGCCUCGCCAGCGACGCGUCCACCGCGUCGAGCAGAGUCACGACGCCCGACCCGGUGCCGCCGCCGCCGCCGCGAGCGUCGCUGCCAGGCAUUCUUCGAGCGCCCUUCGCAGGUCGAGUGCUUGACCUGCCAGCGCCGCCUGUUCCUCCGCCGCCAGCAGGCAUCUUUCAGCCUGGUUACCCGACCAAGUCGUCCGGCGCCGAGUUCCCUCCCCGACCCGUCGAUGAUGAUACAGAUACCCGCGACUGCAGCACACCACAGUAUCGGCAACCGGCCGAAUCGAACCAACUACCACCGCCCUAUCUUCCCCCGCCUCCCUUUGCUCGAUACGGGACGAGAUUUACGGACGAGCACGGCCCCAUGCCGCCGCCUCCGCCGCCGCCUCCCACCGUUCCAAUUUUGAAUCAACUAUAUGGUCUGUCUGGCCUUCCCCAGGGGUCUUUGUCGAGCUCGCUGCCUCUGCCUCGGACCAAUCCUACGGCUCUCACGUUUCAGCAGACACGGUCUCUAAACAGCGCCACAACAAACGGAGGGGAGCCGCGUCGUCCUCAAAGUCGGAGCGAAUAUUCCGAUUCUUCGCUGUCAUCGAGGCAGCGGCUCGAAGACACAUCAUGGAGCUCCGACUCAUCGUCGCAAGAGGAUCCUGUCGCCUAUCGCAAUGCCCGCCAGUUCCCUCCCUCGUUUCCCGCGCCUCCGAAGAGCUUCCCGUCAGUACCGCGGAGCAGGUCCCUAGCGACGAACCGCAUCAAGAGUUGGGUCUCUCAAUACGAAAAAUCACAGAGCCCUAUGCGUACGCGAUCGGACGGCACCGGAUUGAGCAAGGAUGCCGGGGAGGCGCCCUCGCCGGAUAUCGAGUCCGUGGCCUCGGACGUCUCAUCAUACGCAGAGGUAGAGCUUCUGUGGCAGCAGCUCAAGGAAAAGAGGGCACGGCUCGGUGAGAUUAAGGCGCAAAUGGCCGAGCGGCGACAAGAGCUGCGACGCUUGCGACGCCAGCGGAACGAUGCGGAUAAUGCGUUUAUGAGCCUCAUCCGCCCCAUGCUCGUGAGCCAACGCGGGAUACUCCAGACCUCGAUUCGGGUACUGGACAGUCGGGUGGCCGACAUGCAAGACUUGCGAGACGAGUAUCACGCCCGAGAAUCAGACUACGAGACCCUUGAACAGAUGAUGGACGACGAAGAAAAACAGCUCAAUGGCCUCGAGACGCGAUUCUUUAGUCUACUGGCUGCUGGACAAACCAAAGCACAUCGGGCACCAAGAUCUAUCACCUCCGAGGACUCGCUCGACAAGACGCCCGACUUACCGAUCGAGUUGCGUGGCAUUGCUGCGGACAAAGCGCUUGAAGAUGUCCAUCCUCUCUACGUGAAGCUCACGUCUGCAGUGGGCGACCUGGAGAAUGCGAGGGAAGAGCUGGAGGACUUGUUUUACGUGAACCACCAGUACGAGUUCGAGGCCGAGCUCAAGAAAACAACAGGAAAGUCGACCACACAAGACAUGGAGGAGUUUUUCGAAGAGUUUCCCGCUGAGGAAGCGAGGAUGAGGGGCGAGGUCGCCAAGUUGGAAAACAGGGUCCGACAUCUCAAGAAGGCUUGCGAGGAUAAGGGCGUCAUGCGCAAACAUAUGUCGCUGCGCAUGGCGUACGCAUUGGAUCCGAACACCAAGUUCGACGACAUGGAGCUCGACGAUGAGAGUUCGAUUCUUGCAAAGCACAAGUCACUGGCCCAUGACGUGUUCCCGGAGCUCGUAUCGCAACCCAACCACGUCUUGGCUGAGCCUGAGCCGCAGACGUCGCUGAAGGCCUACACGACGGCUGCGGCCCUACCCGACGACGAUCCUCAAAAGCGAGACAGGCAGCGGCUGGCCGCCAAAGAAUAUUCUAUCGACAGUUUUGCCCGCGGGCAAGACGGUGGAGGCACAGGCGACUUUGUGAACCGGUGGCUGCUUCAGCAACUGAGGAUGUCGCGGCUCAACGUGCAGCUCCUCCACUCGACCUUCAUCUCGAGCCGGUCGCUCAAGAUUCGGAACCUUUGGCGAUGGCAACACGAUGUCAUAUUCUAUUGGUGGCGUGACAAUACGGUGGACUUGACGGAGGGCGAGGAUCCAGGCCAUCGCUUCACCACCCUCGGCUCUGACUACUCGUCGCGGCUAGGGACCCCAGAGAUGUCAAGGGCAGCAUCGGACGGACAGGUCGGCCGGCCGCCACGCGCCUUGCAUCGCUUCGACAGCGACGACGCAAUUACAGUGGGCGGCUGA
This is a messenger RNA of Purpureocillium lilacinum, 2385 nucleotides long. RefSeq lists its product as uncharacterized. NCBI's taxonomy places the organism in Eukaryota, Fungi, Ascomycota, Sordariomycetes, Hypocreales, Ophiocordycipitaceae. The record is from RefSeq and is a predicted model, not a curated record.